Cladocopium goreaui is the source of this 3768-nucleotide messenger RNA. The record is from the annotation of a GenBank genome assembly. Lineage: Eukaryota; Dinophyceae; Suessiales; Symbiodiniaceae.
AUGCAGAUCGUUGUGAAGACACUGACUGGCAUGACAAUGAGAUUCGAUGUUCAGCCAACAACCAAAAUAAGUGUAGUGCCUUCUAUCCCACUCUGUACUCUUUGCGGAGCUGAUGGCAUUACUGCCGAAAAGAUCCAAGGGGAAGCAACUUCAGUGUUGGCAAAGGCUGCAGCUGAGGAAAUGUGUCGAUUUUGGCAUAGCUCCGAUGGUUCGGCUGUGAAGCAGUAUUUGGAGAAGAAAGUGAUCAGUCAGAUCAGUCAGCAAAGCUGCUUUGAAGCCAAGAAUGAGUCCGUACUCAUCCACUCAUGUGCCUCCUUAGACGAGUUGCUCAUUGAAGCUAGUCGCUUCUUUGUGCUCAAAGCAGUGAACUAUGACAUUGCGGGGCCAAAGCUUGCGACUGGGGAAGCAGCUAGCAAGGAGGCAAAAGCCACAGCCAGUGCAAGCUGUGAUGGAGGAGCCCGCCUCUCACCUAGCUGGGAAGUCGAUCAAGUAUGGCAUGCACUAUUGCUCUUCCCACAGAUCUACAACCAGCUGUGCAUGCGCCUCACGAAUGAGAUCAUUUGCCAUGAUCCACGCUCCGAUGAUGAGAAUCAUGCAGGACGCUACUUGUUCACCUUCAAGCAGUAUGCAAAGUUGUUUGGAAAAGGGCCACCAUCCCAGUUCUGGCCGCUUCCAAGGAAUUGGGAAGAAGACCCAGAGCUUUGCAAGGACGGUUUGAGCCUCAAAGGUAUGAUAGAGAACAAGGAAGGCAUUCCGGUCGACCAACAGAGGCUAAUCUUUGCAGGGAAGCAACUGGAGGAUGAGCGCUGCCUCCAGGAUUACAACAUUCAGAGAGGCAGUGAAAUUUUCCUUAUUGUGCCGCUCUUUCCUGGGCUACGUGCCAGUGAAGACCAGCAACAGGAGAUGCGGGUUCCAUCGGGAAUCUCCUGCGGCGAUUGUUUGGAGUAUCGCACCAGAGACGGCAAUCAACAGCUGGAGCCACUUCUUAGUCUAUUCCAGGGGUCCUCAUCCUGUGUCAGGUCUACGUUGCAAGAAGCCAGCACUCCAACUGCGCAUAGGACGCUUUUGACAGAACGGAUUGUUGAUCAGGAUGCAAGCGCUUCUGCCAUCAACUGGAUCGGGCAAGAUCUAAAUUUGGACUACCUGGAAGGGAAUUUGAGUUGGACUCCACCUGCCCAGCAGACUUCGCUGGAGGGCUAUGUGGUCUACCUGGCCAACAGCGCUAGUGGUGUCGCGCGCGUGUGGAUCCGCUACCUGACCGCCCGCAUCGUAGCCUCCACCACGACGUCCCCCGAUGCCAACGCCAGCGACGAUUCGGACAACACGUCCACGGCGGAGUCCGAAUUGUCAUCGUCCAAUGAGCUUCGGCCAGAAAAUGGGGAGAAACUCGAGAUGGGAUAUGAGAGCGACAGCAGCGAUGGCACCACUACGACAGCGACGGACGAGGCGGAUUCCUACGAUUUCAGCUAUUUCGAGGUGACGCCAAAAGGUACCCAUUUCAUCAGCAUCCCAGAAGGCACUGCUGGGAGCUACACGCACUUCCUGGUCUACACCAAGUCCUCCCUGGUCGAGCAGACAACGCCGGUCUUCUUGACCUUGGAGGAGGCCAGUGGUCGUUUCGUGGUACCCAGUCUGAGUUUUUCGGACUACGACCUGGAUGAGGACCACCAGAUGAUCUAUUUGGGCAUUGCGGACGAUCAAAAUCGCAGCAUCAAUCGCACGUUGUUGGUGUCGGUGCCCUACGACCAGUUCAUCUACCAGGUUCCUGUGGAUACCGACACCAAUGAGUCCACGCAUUUGUUGAUCCACACCGCCUCGGCAACUGUGGAACACCGCACUGCCGCGGUCUUCGAGUUCUUCGAUGCCACUGCCAGCGUCUCAGGCGUCAGAUUUACCGACCUGGAUUUGGACGAAGAUCAGCUGGGCGGAAUCUUCUCCUGGACUCCACCCGCUGUGCCGGACCGGGUGGAGGUCUACCAGAUCUUCUUUAGCGACAGUGCAGCGGGCUCACAGCUGUGGCAGUUGGGAAACGACCUGCCGCGAGGCAUCCAUGCGGUCGCCUUGUCGAACACGGAGCGCAGGAGUGGCAGUACUCAUUUGGUGGUCUAUACCAAGUCCGCUUUAGCCCGGCAAAGCACUCCGGCGAGCCUCCUGAUUAGCGACACCGUCGCCAGCGUGGCGAACAUUUCCUUCCCGGAUGAGGACUUGGAUGCCAGCGAGAUUGGUGGCUUGCUGUCCUGGACGCUACCAGAAGAGGUGACCUAUGUCACGGAGUACAGGAUCUAUUUCGUCUCUCGCGUUCCGGAGGUUGACAUUGAAUAUCGCCGGAUUCCAUUCCUCACCAGGCAACUGAUGAGCGAAGAUGAAGUCAACGCGAGCAUGGCCAACUCUACCGAGGACAGCGACGCCGGUAGCGAGGCUGCCAGCGUCAAUGCGUCCGGCGUCAAUGUGAGCAUCACAGAAGAUCCAGUCAGCGCUGUGGUGACCACCUCGAUGAUGUUUUACCUCAGCAACGUCACCGCCACGCAGAUCCGAUUGGCUUUGGAGGCCACCCUGCAGAGGGUCCUCUUCCUGACGCCCUCGGCCAUGCUGGUGGAAGUCACCGAGGUGGCUCGGCGCCUUGCAACGGCCCGGCGCCUGGCGACGUCGCAGCUGUGGCAUGCAUCGAUCGAUUUGCAGAUGACAGAACUGGAGGCCACAGGCGCUUUGGAAGUCUUGAACGCCACUAGCGGCAACUUCACCGCGUUCCAGGAGAUCAUGACGGAAGAGUUGGUGACGCAAGGCGUGGCACCCGAAGCGGCAGAGUCCAUGAACAUCAUCUCCUUCGCCACACCCACAGUGAGCAAUGCCGAGAUCACCACCAUCACCAGCUCUACCAUGACUACCACCAGCUCCAGCAUCAGCAGCCUCACCAGUACUUCUUCAAGCCAGUCAACAACCACUACAACUUCCCUGAGCAGCACCAGCACUGCGACAACUUCCACCACCACGACAAGCACCACCACGACGGUGGACUAUUGGUUGCGGUGGCUUUUCGCCAAUGUCACCAACGACAUCUCGAACGUCUCCAUACCUGCUGACUUUGCACUGGAGAAUUUCACCCACAUCCUGAUCUACACUUCUUCGGAUCUGGAAGAACAGACCACCCCGCAGGUCAUCUCCAUUCUCGACACCAACGCCUCGAUCAGCGGCAUAACUUUCAUUGACCUGGACUUGGACCGUGGGGAACUCACUGGUGAGGCGACCUGGGAAGAACCCACCGAAGGCUUGGACUUGGUGCACCACUACCAGGUGUAUCUCGCCACCUCGGUAGAUGGCGCGAAUCGUCAAGCAGUGGGCUACUCUGAACCUCCAAUCACCAGGGCUGCGCUGCCGGCGGAGACGCCCCUGCUGAGUUUCAGUCAUUUACUGGUCUACACUGCCUCGAAGCUGGCGGAGCAAAGCACUCCUGUGGCCUUCUUCCUGUCAGAUGUGUCGAAGGUGGCUGCGAACCUCACCUUCUACGAUUUGGAUCUGGAUCUGGCCGAGUUGGGCGGCGAAAUCACCUGGUCCGUGCCGGAGGAUCCAGAGCAAUUGAUCACUGGGCUGAAUCUUUACUUGGCUCAGCUUCCAGACGCAGGUGGUGAAUGUAACUUUUCAGGGACCACUGGUGAAAACACUUCCAACCUGGGUUGCGGCGAAAGCUUCGUGUGCUGCGAGCGGCUGGACUUGGGAAGCUUCACGCCGGAGGACGGCGAAAAAGUGAUGGUUUCACCAGCGAUAUUUUGA